This is a messenger RNA of Tripterygium wilfordii, 1911 nucleotides long. Its product is annotated as replication protein A 70 kDa DNA-binding subunit B-like. The transcript has 15 exons. Gene Ontology annotation, biological process: DNA recombination; DNA replication; DNA repair. Lineage: Eukaryota; Viridiplantae; Streptophyta; Magnoliopsida; Celastrales; Celastraceae. Gene Ontology annotation, cellular component: nucleus. The record is from RefSeq and is a predicted model, not a curated record. Gene Ontology annotation, molecular function: DNA binding. Bases 1 to 1911 code for a protein of 636 amino acids.
AUGGUACUUAGAGGAAACAACAAAGGUGUAUCUGAAGGUAUUUAUAUUUUCUUACAAACUAUUUGUUGCAAAAGAAACUCAUCUGUGCUUGGUGGUGUAGACCCACUCUUGGCAGCGCGGGUUGCGAUGCAUGUGUUUGUCUCAGUUGGGUUUACAUCACAUAUUCCCUCCUUCCUUCUUUCCAUUACUCUUUCUUCAUCCAUCUUGGCUGUGGUAUUGAUUUUUAUUAUUUUCCUUACAGUUGUUCUUCAUCGAUUCUUAUUAUUUUACCGAUUCUUCUUUGUUCCUCUAGCUAUUGCAGUUCGAAGCUCCAUCUUAUCUGAUAUUUCUUCUUGGCGGAAAAUGGAUCAUACACCAUUAAACAAGCUGGAAAUGGGUCAGCGCGGGUACACUGUGGUCGCUCGCGUUGCAAGGAUGUGGGAUUCUACAAAUCCAUCUCAACAAGACCAGCUGAUGAGUGUCGACCUCCUUUUUGUUGAUGAACAGGGAACAACUAUACAAGGAUCCAUCAGGAAAGAAGAUGCAAACAGGAUGAAGGAGUUGUUCGUGGAGGGGAAAAUCUAUCAGAUAUCAAAUUUCUUUGUUGGGGCUGCGAGAAAGAGUUUUAGAAUUUCAAAGCACGACCAAAUUAUCCGAAUUGGUACAUGGACCAUCGUAUCGGAAAUGUCUGAUACCGAAAAGAACAUUCCAAUGAAUUGUUUUAAUUUUGUCGACGACCAAAUAUUGGAGUCAAGAUUGUACAAUGAUGCUGACCUCACUGAUAUCAUGGGUCACUUAACUUCUGUUUCUAAGCUCACAACUACUUUUGCUAAUGGAAGGAUGGUUGGGAAAAAAAACCUUCUUAUCAAUACUAUCAGCAACAAGACUAUUCCAGUCACCUUAUGGGGUAAAAUAGCUGAUGAAUUUGAAGAGGACAAUGUUCUAAAGAUCCCCAAAAAAGAUCGUAUUAUCAUUGUCCUUUCAGGAAUGACUGUGAAAUCUUUUCGGGGUGAAACAACACUGUCAAGCACAUCGGCCACCAAAAUCUACCUUAAUCUAGAUAUACCAGAAGUUCACAAAUUCCACAACAAGUCUUGGUAUCAAUUAACCACAACUGUGGGAAUCUGGGGUCCUAAUCCUGGAAGGUUUAGGACCUUUUUAACUUCAUCCUAUGUCCAUGUUCCACUACAACUAACAACAACUUCUUCAAUCAGCAUGUCCUAUCCAAGUGAGGUAACAAUCCUUGAUGAUUUGCGGGACUCAGAGAUGCCAAUAGCACUGAUCCCACAAAAUAAUCAAAAGACAAUUUCAGAACUCAUCUCUCUCGAUAAAAAAACAAAUAUGGGGAAAAAAUUCACUACUGUGGGUUCAAUAACAGAGAUAGACGCAUCAAGGGGAUGGUGGUAUAAUGCAUGUCCAAAAUGCAAGGUCGGUAUCAACAGCUAUGAAGGAAAAUUGUCCUGCAACAAGUGUGGACCAACGGCAAAAUUGCCAAUCCCAUGGUACAAAGUAAGCAUGUAUGUGACGGAUGGGACACAUGAUGCUAAAUUUCUCUUGUUCGGCAAACAUGUCGAGAGGAUGAUAAAAAUACCAGCAAGCACUUUGUCUGAUCUUCCAAGUUCUGUUCGAACCGAAGUUCCAACAAUCAUGCUGAAUCUCUAUGGCAAAACCUACAACUUCACUGUAUCAAUCAAUGAGAGGGAAAACAACUCUGAAACUUUGACCUUCAAUGUCUCUCAAGUUUAUGAAAAUGAUCACGAUCCAAAUAAGGCAGCUGUGGAACAAUCACACUUCCAAAUCUCAGGAACUGAUGGGAAGAAUGAUCUGGCCAGUAGCUUUACAGACAAUUCAGAGAACAAGCGAAAUAGGGCUAUCAUAACAGAGGAAAAGAACUACUCGCACGGGAAAAAUAAGCGUCGUGCAGACAUUUGA